GAAGGCCACGCCUUCUGGUGGCAAAAGCCCCCACCCCGGCAUCAGCACUGACAUUUGCUGAUUUAAAUCAUCCACAGAGGGAUCAUACGCACACAAAGGAUCAGAAACAACUGAACAGAGAACAUUUCCCCCAGCUCAACAUCUGACUCUUACAGCUCAGGAAUGGACCGAGGAUUCAUCUUGCUGAUUGUGGCUUUUAUGGCCUGCCUGGCCCCAGGUGUCCAAGGAACGGCUCAUCUGUCAUUUGCCAAUAAUACCCAGGUGAACGUCACUCGGGAUGGUUGUGGACUAACUAAGCUGUGCGUGGAGGUACCAGAUGACUGUGACCCUACUGCAGGAAGCCCUUGUCUCUUUGCGUCUUUGGCCGCCAGCACCUCAGUGGCACCCAAUAGUACUGACCUGUCCAUUGGACUCAGAGGAGAUUCAAUGGGAUACAUUGCACUGGGACUCACUGUGAAUCCAACACAGGGCACCACCAUGCUUUUCAUCUGUGCACAAAACAGCUCAAACAAUGGGACAUUCUUCUUCCGGACGAUGCAGAGAAACAACACUGACAAUGCACUCACUCCAAUAGAAAGGAGGGUGACAGAGAUUCGAGGCAUGGUGAACGGUAAUGUCAUCAAGUGUGAGUUCAAUGUCCCAAAUGUGAGCGCCACCAACACCAGGGCAGCCGUUGCUACCACCUUCUUCAUCCUCCUCGGGACUGGAACUUUUAAUGGAAAUAGUCUUGGUCCUUUCAACGUCACCCUGAACAGCGGCGCUCUGGAUCUCACCAAUCCGGCCAGCAACAUUGCCACUACACCAGCACCAGCACCCAGCAACGCCACCACCGUUGUGACCGUGGCCAGCAACACUACAGCAAUGGGAUCGAGUGGAGCAGUUCAGCCUCAUGCUGUGCUGCUCCUGCUGAGUGUCCUCACGCUGUCCAUCAUGCUGAGAGCCUGAAAGUCCCAGAUGAAGCUACAGCCAGUUGGACACAAUGAAGACGGCUUAUGAGCUGAAUUUAAGCACAUGUCAAGAAACUGUGUAAAAGUGUUUUCACUGAACUUAUUUAGACACACUUAAAAUUAUCUUAUUGCACUGUUUGUACCUGAGAUGUACUGAAGCUGAGGCUUCAGCCAAAAAUGAAUGAUGGUCAUAUGUUUGCAAACACCUCUUGUGGUUUUACUGACUAAAUUAUUCUUAAAGUUUCUGUACAAGACUAAAGAGAAGAUUCCAGUUCUGUGCUUGGGUGAACUUGACAACUUAAACCUGCCCAUCUGGUCCCACAAGCAGUUUCUGUAAAUUCACAGGCUUCUGUGGAGCGACUUCAGGCUGUGUCUCCGCUGUGAAUCUGACAGUCAACAAUUAAUGAAGAAGAACUCCAGGCCAGGAUGAUUGCUAAUAUUUUCAUGUGAAUGUACUGUGACUGUAAAAUAUUUGUUUGAAGGGACUGUGAAAAUGGUCCACUUGAUCUAAAAUAACAUUAUGUUUAAACUGUG
This is a messenger RNA of Scatophagus argus, 1481 nucleotides long. RefSeq names its product putative ferric-chelate reductase 1. Gene Ontology annotation, biological process: regulation of glutamate receptor signaling pathway. The transcript has 7 exons. Lineage: Eukaryota; Metazoa; Chordata; Actinopteri; Scatophagidae. The record is from RefSeq and is a predicted model, not a curated record. Bases 163 to 945 code for a protein of 260 amino acids.